Molecule: messenger RNA, 1428 nt
Organism: Thermochaetoides thermophila DSM 1495
Lineage: Eukaryota; Fungi; Ascomycota; Sordariomycetes; Sordariales; Chaetomiaceae
Product: calcium/calmodulin dependent protein kinase-like protein
Exons: 2
Coding region: 1-1428 (475 amino acids)
Biological process (GO): cellular response to oxidative stress; protein phosphorylation
Molecular function (GO): calmodulin binding; ATP binding; calcium/calmodulin-dependent protein kinase activity
Source: RefSeq, a predicted model, not a curated record
AUGAACACCCAGCAACCUGCUGCCCAACCACAGCAGCCGGUGAUCCAGCCCUGCCGCUACAAGGUUGGCAAAGUGCUUGGCGCAGGGUCUUACUCUGUUGUCAAGGAGUGCAUUCACAUCGACACCGGCCGGUACUAUGCUGCCAAAGUCAUUAACAAGCGCUUGAUGGCCGGUCGCGAGCACAUGGUCCGCAACGAGAUCGCUGUCCUCAAGAAAGUCUCGAUGGGCCAUCAGAAUAUCCUGACUCUUGUUGACUACUUUGAGACGAUGAACAACCUCUACCUUGUAACAGACCUCGCUCUUGGUGGUGAACUGUUCGACCGCAUCUGCCGCAAAGGCUCCUACUAUGAAUCCGACGCCGCCGACCUAAUCCGCGCUGUCCUCUCUGCCGUUGCCUACCUUCACGACCACGGUAUUGUGCAUCGCGACCUGAAGCCCGAAAACCUCUUGUUCCGCACCCCCGAGGACAAUGCCGACCUGCUGAUCGCCGACUUUGGGUUGAGUCGCAUUAUGGACGAGGAACAGUUCCAUGUGCUGACCACAACAUGUGGCACCCCUGGCUAUAUGGCCCCAGAAAUCUUCAAGAAAACCGGCCAUGGCAAGCCCGUCGACAUGUGGGCUCUUGGUGUGAUCACAUACUUCCUUCUUUGUGGUUACACUCCUUUCGAUCGAGAUACUGACUACGAAGAGAUGCAAGCGAUCCUCAAUGCUGACUACUCCUUCACUCCCAUCGAAUACUGGCGCGGUGUAUCUGAGCACGCAAAGGACUUCAUCCGCCGCUGUCUGACUAUCGACCCCAAUAAGCGCAUCACUGCCCACCAGGCGUUGCAACAUCCCUUUGUGAACCAAUGGGCACGGAAUAAUGCCUCCGAUGGCUCUGAUAAGGGCACCAACCUUCUGCCGACUGUUAAGAAGAACUUCAAUGCCCGGCGGACACUGCAUGCUGCCAUCGAUACGGUCCGUGCCAUCAACAAGCUCCGUGAGGGUCAGGCAGGGUUCAUGAACGGCGCAAGGAGUAAGGAGCCAGGUCGGGAUGCUCCCCCUGGGCCAGCUGCUGCCGCUGCUCAGCAACAACAGCAAGGGCUGGCUCCUCCUAGGGAGGAACACAAUGGUGGCAAAGACUCAGGGUACAGUAGCGCUGCGCACACCAUCACCUCCUCUCAGCCGACGACAGUAGCAUCGUCUCACGUGCAGCAACAAGAGAACAUGGAGGAUGUGCCGAUGGAUGAUACGCCUGCACCGAUGCCGCAUUUGCAGACGCUGCAGCCAUCGCCAUCACCGGGAGCCCCAGCGGAGCAGCACCAAAGCAAUCUGCCUCCUGCUUUUGCCGUACCAGCGAGUUUGCGGCCAGGAAGUGAGGUGAAUAGGGUUGUGGAGACCAGUAAAGGUUUGUGGCCUGGUGGUGGUGGUGGUGGUGGGAGACGGUAA